UUGAAGAUGACGUUUCCUAACUUGAAGACAUUGGCGUUGGACACGUUACACAAAAUGGAGCUGGGUGGCAUGGAGUUGGGCGUUGUUCUCGAAGCGUGUACAAAUUUGGACAUGAAGUUGGACCGUUUGGAUUUAUGGCUACCGGCCUAUCCGGAACGAAUGAGAGAUGUCAUUGAUGGUCUGUUAAAGGGCGAUAAAUUAUACAAAGACCUGAACCGAAUAGAAAUCAGGCCCCACAUUCGGAAUCGUACGAGACAUGAUUUGACCUACGCUGAGAAGUAUCUGUUUAAGGGGCUGCUCGCUGAGCUGGAAGGAAUGGAUCAGAUCGUCAUUCAUGGUCUUUAUUUUGGCGAUGAAUCUCUAAAAAAUCUUAGGGAUUUUAUGGCGUCGAACGAAAUGCCCGAGUCGAAAUUUAACGUGCUACAAGUGGGAUGGACGGAUGAUGAUGAGGAACGUGAUGGAAGUGAUUCCGAGUAGAGAAGAUAAGACGUGGCGAUGACUUUGUGAAGUUACGUCAGAUUUGUAAAAGUUUAUGUAUCUAAAAAAAAUUGUCAAAUGGAAGUUUAUGAAUUAAG
Folsomia candida is the source of this 575-nucleotide messenger RNA. RefSeq lists its product as uncharacterized. Bases 7 to 477 code for a protein of 156 amino acids. The transcript is spliced from 3 exons. Lineage: Eukaryota; Metazoa; Arthropoda; Collembola; Entomobryomorpha; Isotomidae. The record is from RefSeq and is a predicted model, not a curated record.